Molecule: messenger RNA, 2637 nt
Organism: Contarinia nasturtii (swede midge)
Lineage: Eukaryota; Metazoa; Arthropoda; Insecta; Diptera; Cecidomyiidae
Exons: 2
Coding region: 899-2416 (505 amino acids)
Source: RefSeq, a predicted model, not a curated record
CGAAGUGUGUGAAUAGUGAAAAAAAAUCAUACGCUAUAAAAGCAGAAACGUUGCUAAUACUAAAUACAUGACAAUCAUCUCCGUUGAGCGAACGGUUAAGUGAAAAAAAACAUACGUCAAAUAUUUUGUAUGGGCAACGUUUCUGCUUGUGUACAUUUCAUGUAAGAGAUUUUGUUUGUUUGUUGCUCCUCGUGUUUUCGUUCUUUUGUAACUGUGUUGUUUCAAGUCAAAAUUCUGUGUUGAUGAUAUUUUAUUUCGAAUGCGUGUGUCGUUUAGGUUUCGCACAAACUGACAAGAAAAUUGUGUAGAAAAAACAAUACUUUUAAUUGUAAAAAAAACAAACGUUUCAAAAUAAAUUGAUUACAAUUAAUUUUGAUUCAAUAUCUGUAUUUCAGAACAUUUAGUGAAAAUCAGCUAUGGAUCCAGAACAGCCGUCGACAUCACAAAGCGCAACAACAUCAACAAGUGCCAGAGAAGAAAGUAGUUUGACACACAUGCCUUCUCACGAUGUUGCUGCUUUUGGUGUGUCAAGUGAUUUGAAUGAUCUCAAUCUUCCAACUAAACAAGAUAUUUUGAGAUAUUAUUUUUUCUUGACCGAACGUGCCAGAAUCGAAGGUAAAAUGUUUUCAUAUAAAACAUUUACUCUACAUGUGACAGACAAAUUGAUUGAAAUUUGGAGCAAACUUAAUAUUGAAAUUGCACAAAAACGGAAUAUUGUCACAAAACUGAAUAACUUGCUUGACAAAUAUAAAACGAAGAAAAACACAAAACGACAAGCUCAACAUUCGAAGCGUUCGUACAAUCCACAAAUGAAUUAUUUUAUAUUGGAAAAUGUCGAUGCGACUUGAAAUCAACUUUAUGCUCAUGUGGAUUGAUUCCGGACAACUUGAAAGAGUUCAUGCGUGAUCAACAUAAUGAAAGAAAAUCUACGAUACCGGAAUACGUGACAGAAAUUGAAGAGCAAGCACCAACCUCUACAAUAAUACAAACAGCUACCGACAGCCAGGAUGAAACAUACGAUCCAAACGAAGAUAUGGAUAUUGAUGAUGAACCGUCAGUGGGUUCACCAACGCAACGAGGACCAUACACUCCGAGAUAUGAUGCGCCGAACUUUGCUGCGAUGUGUGACAGAUUUGGUGUGUCGGAUCGAAUUGCAUCGGCAUUGGCAACAUCGCUUAUGAAAGAUAUUGGUGUAAAAGAUGAUAAAGGUAAUCUUGUCAUUAUGGAUAAAUCUAAAGUUCGCAGAGAAAAAUCCAAAUCGAGACAAGGAGUGCUUCGUAAGCGAUACGAUGCAUCAAACUUGAUAGCAUUUUCAUUCGAUGGCAGAAAAGAUGAUUCAUUAACGAUGGAAAAAAUCGAUCAAAAACUUCAUCCAAGAAUGGUUAAGGAACCUCAUCUAGUUGUUUUGAAGGAACCAAAUUCACAAUUGUUGGGCUACGCAAAAGUUGAAAAUGAAAAUUCGGAGCACAAAGUCAUCAAAUUGAAUGAAUUUUUCGUCAAUAAAGAAAUAUCUUUGGAUUCAUUGAUUGGCAUAUGUUGUGAUGGAGAGCCGACAAAUACUGGAAUAAAAAAUGGAAUUUUGCGACGAUUCGAAAUGCAGUUAAACCGACCACUGCAUUGGUUUGUGUGUCUUCUCCAUUUUAACGAGCUACCGCUCCGACAUUUGUUUGAAACUUUGGAAAAAUCAUCCACCACUGGACCACGAUCAACAACAGGAACGUUGAGCAAACAAAUCGAAACGUGUGAAAACUCUCCGGCGGUAACCGAUUUUGAGAUGAUCACACUGGAAAAUUGGACUGGCGUAGGUGCUCUUGAAUUAACUACCGACUUCACUACCGACGCUAUGUACUUGUACAAAAUGUCAAUGGCAGUUGCUUUUGGUAAGGUUUCAACGGAUUUGUCUAACACCAAACCAGGGCCAAUUGUACAUUCCCGGUGGCUAACCAAGGCCAGUCGACUAUUGCGGUUAUAUGUGACAACUAAUAAUCCAUCUAAAAAUUUAAAAAUUCUGGCCAAUUUUAUAAUGAAAGUGUAUACGCCAAUGUACUUCAAUAUUAAGCGUUACAACUCAGUGGUAUACGGUAGUGUACUUUUUUUCAAUUGCAUUCGCUGGACGCAAUGUUUGGAUUCAAAUUUACGCAAAAUCAUUGACAAGGUCAUCAAAGAAAACGCCUACUAUGCUCAUUCUGAAAAUAUUUUGUUGGCGAUGUUAUUUGACGAGCAAAAGAAAACCCGCGACAUUGCAAUAAAAAAAAUUUUACACUAUCGGAAUCAUGUAGAAGAUCCGAUGGAACUGAGAGUUUAUAAAAAACCCAACAUAAACUUCAAUGCAACGGACUACACCAACAUGAUUGACAUGGAUGAUAAUUCAAUCAUAUUCGAACCACCAUUCACUCGAAGAUCCACCGCUGCCUGAUCCGAAAAUUCCGGUACACAUACAGGCAACGGAAAGACAUGUUCAAUUGCUGGCUGGCGUAUCAAAACGUGUUCUAGAAAAGCAUCGAGGAGAAGUUAUGUCGGUAACUUUAGAAAGCCGUGAAAAAUACCAUAAACUUGAAAGCAAGAAAGACUUUCAAAAAUAGCUCCUUCUCGAUGUUUUUUUCUAAAACUCGUUUUUCCAUUUCUCCUAUUUCAGGA